GUUUUAUAUUAAUUAUCUUAGCUUCGAAUCCCCACCGCGACCGAUUUGAUUUGCCGGCGACACAUCGCCGGAUCCCUUCGCCGAUUUCAUCCUCCUCAGAUCUAGUCCGGUGGUUGUCUCCUUUCUCCAGAUCUCUCGAUUCCAAUCGGAGAUUCGAUCUCCUUUUGUUGUCCGAUUACGAGGGUUGCGAUUGAGGCGAUCGAUGAGUUGUCUCAGCUCUCGGAUUCGAUGAGAUAGGCGGCGGCGCUGCUCUCCGAUGAAGAUCCAGAGGAGAGCUCUUCUUCGAGACGCCCUUCCACUUUCCUCAACGUCGUGGCCCUAGGGAAUGUGGAGAAACAAGCUGGAGGAAGCUGAUGUGUUUUGAUUCGUGUAUGAUGCGACCCAAGUCGGCCAUUUGAGUGAAAAGCCCUGCACAUUCGGAGCUCCAACAGUUGCGCACAUUCUAUUGGUGCCGGAAUCAGAAUCUCGUCCGUGUGGUCAUCGAAAAGCUACCUCUCUCUCUCCGGCUUCUUUUCUCAUUUCUGACCGAUCGAGAUGGCAAAUUCAUCCUCGUGGAAUCGCAGGUGUAGAUUCCUGAGAAAAUACGGGAAAUUUCCUCACUCCCCUUUCAAAACGAAAUGGCACGAAAAUCUCAAACACAGAGACGCCAUGGAAGAACUUAGACGAGUUCUGGUCGUGUAUUCGGGGAACCCAGUUCGUCAACAGGAGUGUUCGAGCGAGAACAGUGUUUUGUCGCGCCUCAUAAGCUCAUUCCGCCUCCAUAACUGCGACCCCACGCCUCAAGCUUACAGCUUCGUGAUAAAAACCCUAGCUAAAACCUCUCAGCCAGAAAACAUCGCCUCUGUACUCGAUCAUCUCGAAAAGUCCGAGAAUUUCGAGACAUCCGAAUCCAUUUUCGUCGAUGUCAUCAGGGUUUACGGAAUUUCCGGUCGAGUCGAAGAGGCCAUUGAUGUUUUCUCCAGAAUGCCCAAUUUCAGAUGUGUACCUUCUGCUGACUCUCUCAAUGCCUUGCUCUCUGUUCUUGUUAGAAAAAGGCAUGGUCUUGAAAGAGUUCAUGAGGUCUUGUCGAAAGCUUCUAGUAUGGGAAUUAGGCUCGAAGAAUCGACCUUUAGAAUAUUGAUCGGUGCCCUUUGUAGAAUUGGCGAGGUAGAUUCUGCUAUGGAAUUGAUAGAAUACAUGACAGAGGACGGCCAUAUUGUUGAUCCGAGGUUGUACUCUCUGCUAUUGAGUUCUCUCUGUAAGCAAAAAGAUGCGUCAAGCUUUGAUGUCAUCACAUUUCUGGAACAUUUGAAAAGAACUGGGUUUUGCCCAGGUUCGAGGGACUAUGCAAAUAUAAUGAAGUUUCUGAUCGAUGGAGGAAGAGGAAGAGAAGGUAUAGGUGUUUUUAACCAGAUGAAACAUGAUCGAGUAGAGCCCGAUAUUGUUUGCUAUACCAUCGUGCUGAAGGGCGUGAUUGCAGAUGGGGAUUACCCGAAGGCAGACGAGUUUUUCGAUGAAUUGCUUGUGCUAGGCUUGGUUCCUGACGUUUACACUUAUAAUGUGUACAUGGACGGUUUAUGUAAGCAAAAUGAUAUCAAGGGGGCUUUAAAGGUCAUGGCUUCAAUGGCGGAACUGGGUUGUAAGCCUAAUGUGGUCACAUACAAUAUACUGUUAAAAGCAUUGGUAAAGGCCGGGGAUUUGGUCCAAGCAAAGACUCUAUGGGAAGAGAUGGAGAUGAAAGGAGUUGAUCGGAGCAAACAUACGUAUGGUAUUAUGAUGGAUGGGUUAGAUGAAGUUUAUCAAGCGUGCGGUUUGUUGGAGGAAGCGUUGAUUUGGAGGUUAUGUCAGAAAGGUUUGGUGAAUAAAGCUGUGGAAUUUCUAGCUAGUAUGGCUGAUAAGGGUGUUUCUAGCCAUGAACAUGAUCAAACCCUGAUGUGGGCAAAGAUUUGGAUGGUUAGAACAGAACUGAACUUUGCUUUCCAGUUUCCAAUUGGUUGGGAGAUGUGGGCUCCAUUUCAUUUCCACGUUGGAUUCAAAGAAGAAGAAGAGCCUAUUGUUCUACAUUUAUUCUCGGUGGUUGUUUGUCUACAUAUCAUUGUUUGAUACCACUAACUAUGAACUCACCAAACUCCACAAUCCAACAUAUCAUUUAGUUUAUUAAAGAUUAUGUUAUUUAUUAUCAUCA
Molecule: messenger RNA, 2164 nt
Organism: Tarenaya hassleriana
Lineage: Eukaryota; Viridiplantae; Streptophyta; Magnoliopsida; Brassicales; Cleomaceae
Product: pentatricopeptide repeat-containing protein At2g38420, mitochondrial-like
Molecular function (GO): protein binding
Source: RefSeq, a predicted model, not a curated record